AUAAAACGCAUUGUGUAAUGUCAGUCAAACAGGCGUCAUCAAAUAUACUCUCCGAAUUUAUUGAGGUGUUAAUUCACAACAUUUUGUACGCCAGAAAAGUGUAUCCUGAUACGAUAUUCUCUCGACGAAGGAAAUACGGCAUUCCAGUGUUCCAAUGCAUUCAACCCGAUGUAAAUAAUUACAUUAAUGAGGUAUUAAAAGCCGUGACAUUCCACACGAGGAGGAACCAACUCAAGAAGCUGUUUGUGUGUUUCCACUCCGGGGGUGCUCUAAUAGAGAAAUAUGUUUUCGAUAUUAUUGAUGUUAAAAAUUUGACAGAUAGUGAUCCUUUUUUGGUGAAUUGUGAACAAUUUAUGCGCGAUUUUAUCUUGAGACUACACAAUACGUUAAGUUAUUUGGAUAAUUUAACUGAGGACUCGACUUUCAGUAUACGACUCGAAGUUUCCGAGUAUUCCAACUUGGAAUUCAACCAAGAUCCAAACUAUGAGGAUUUCCCUUGGUUGCAAUUGCAUGAAAACGAAGACAAUCCUUCCGAUAUAGUGCCAGUUCAUUCGAUCCUUACGAGUAUUUUCAAAUUGCAAGUUUAUAUUGAGAAGACCUGUUGA
This is a messenger RNA of Phyllotreta striolata, 605 nucleotides long. The record is from the annotation of a GenBank genome assembly. Lineage: Eukaryota; Metazoa; Arthropoda; Insecta; Coleoptera; Chrysomelidae.